CCAGACGUAGUCACUUUAAUCGUUUUUGGUACCUUCACCAUCUUUUCAUUCCUUUCUUCGGUGCUUGGUCUUUUCACGGUGCUUUCUGUAUGAUCAAACCCGAUCGUCCUCCUUUUUGUAGCGAUAUUGCUGUAUUUUGGAAAUAUUGGAUCGCUUCGGGUGUUAUUUAUGUUAGUGAACGUAUUCUCCGUGAAAUAAGAGCUCAACAAAAAACUUAUAUUUCAAAAGUUGUCAUGCAUCCUUCUCGUGUGGUUGAAAUUCAAAUUAAAAAAAACAUUACUACAAAAGCUGGUCAAUAUAUCUUUUUAUGUUGUCCGGAAAUUUCUUAUUGGCAAUGGCAUCCAUUUACUUUAACUUCCGCUCCCGAAGAAGGUUAUAUUUCGGUUCAUAUCCGUGUGGUUGGUGAUUUUACUGAAGCUUUGGCCAAAAAACUUGGUUGUAAUUUUGAUGAAGAAGCUGAGUUACGUAAAAAAAAUAGAGACCGCAUAAAAAGUCAAUAUGAUGGUAUUGAUAUUUCUAGUGAUAAUCCUAAACUAUUAAAAGUUUUACCUCGUGUUAUGAUCGAUGGUCCUUUUGGUAGUGCUUCUGAGGAUUCUUUUGAAUGGUUCCAAUCGUUAUUGUUAGCUCUUGAAGAACAAGAUAUCGAACAAUUUAUUGAAAUUCAUACAUAUUUAACUGGCAGAUUACGUCAUUCAGAAGUAGGAAACAUUCUUGUUAAUGAUGACGGUAAUGUAAAAGAUACCAUCACAGGGCUUAGAGCGCCAACACAUUUUGGACGUCCAAAUUGGGAUAAAAUUUUUUCAAACAUGAGAGAUCAAUAUCCGGCUACCGAUGUAGGUGUAUUCUUUUGUGGUCCAGUACCGCUUGGAAAAGCACUACAUGAAAAAUGUAAUUUAUGGAGUCAAGGAUUUGAAGAUGGAACAAGAUUUUUCUAUGGAAAAG
Molecule: messenger RNA, 942 nt
Organism: Racocetra fulgida
Lineage: Eukaryota; Fungi; Glomeromycota; Glomeromycetes; Diversisporales; Gigasporaceae
Source: the annotation of a GenBank genome assembly